Messenger RNA from Pyricularia oryzae 70-15, 2375 nucleotides. RefSeq names its product FAD-linked sulfhydryl oxidase ALR. The record is from RefSeq and is a predicted model, not a curated record. Gene Ontology annotation, cellular component: mitochondrion. NCBI's taxonomy places the organism in Eukaryota, Fungi, Ascomycota, Sordariomycetes, Magnaporthales, Pyriculariaceae. Gene Ontology annotation, molecular function: flavin adenine dinucleotide binding; flavin-dependent sulfhydryl oxidase activity. Bases 1602 to 2171 code for a protein of 189 amino acids. The transcript has 6 exons.
UACGAGUACUGGUCCGUGUCCACUAGCCAGGCCAUGGCUAAGGUUGCACUACCGCCGCGGGCCGCAAACGCCGCCCACCGAUCAAUUGACCCCAGCCAGUCAUCCCGCAACUUGAUGUGCCCAUGCGCUUGUUCUCGAAUCACUUUAAAUCAUCGCAUCCUGGAAACGGGAAUACGGGGUUCUGAUCUUUCCUGUUAUCAUUCGAGACCAUUACAAACUCGUGCGCAUACACACGCACUCGCAUUAACACCACCUAUAAAAGAAAACCUUCCUUGGCAUUGACUUUUUUCCAUGUCGCCAAGCAACUCUAGCCCUACCAGACACCAUCUGGACUGGGAUGUUCUGAGCAAACAUCUGGUUCGAAUUGGAAUGAGUCGGCCAGGUGAGCCCUGGUCGUGGGCCCGAUGGUGGCCACCAAAGUCCUAUGGUCGGAAUCUUUGCGCCGCCCCACCACCUCCGUUUCCAGCUUGCCAUCGCCCUUGAGGAAACCGAGCGCACGCAACAUGCUGUCGCAGCCAGUCGGCGAGAAGACAACCGCCCAGAGCAUGCGGUAGCCCCUCACCCUGUCGAGCGUCUGGCGCAUCUCGUCUUCGAAGGAGUGCAUCACGCCCGUCCCGUACACAACCACCUCGUCGACUUGUAUGCGCCGGGUCGCCGCCAGUCUGCUAUCCAUCAACACCUUGGGGAUAAUGUCUCUCCUGACCUCGCCUGUGAGGAAUAGUAGUGGAGGCUUGGUGUCCCUUUCCUUGUACCACUCGCCGUAAUGAUCCAGUAUGAAUGGCGCAAGCGUUUCGCCAUUACCAGCGUGCUCCCCAUAGACGUUUAGAGCCGGCUCCUGCGGGAUGGCUUUCAGCGCGCGGGUCGUCGCCGGCCCAACGCUGUAGAUGGGGAUAUCCUGCAAAUUUGGCCAUUGCGCACCUCCAUUCCCUGUAUUCGCAUUGGUGAGCUUAAAAUAACUCUUGGAACAACGUCAGGGGAUCAUCCACCAGUACCUGCGCCCUCGGUGACCAGGUGGGCAAAGGCCUCGACCGCUCGCUGUGAGGAACCUGUGCUCAAGGACUGGUAUGAAAAUUGGCUCAAAGGCAUUGCCCUCAUAUGUCUGGGAGAAGAUCUCUUCAUAGGCAUCGACAGGGGUCGACUUUGUCUUGAGCAGUAAAACGGGAACCUUGUCGUAUGCCAUGUUUGGCUGAGAUAUAUCAAUCGAGAUCUAGUAACUCCUUAUUAUUUGGGGUUUCCUUUGAGAUCCUAGGUUUUAUACGGCGGCAGCAAAGCGAUGGCCAGACUUUCAACCGGUGUUUGUCUGCGGGGCACCAGUGCGGCUUUAUCGAUAACCACGAUGGUAGGUACCUGUCUACGCAAUUAUUCCCUACCCCUGUUCGUCUUAGAACUAUUAUGUCAAAAAAGGUCGCGCCAGUUGGAGCCAUUACCAAUCAACAAGCAUGCAAUGUUACACAUGCUACACCUCCCACCAGCUAUCCAAUGCCUUGACGAUUACGCCGUUGAUUUUACUCUCCAUCCUUUUCUUUCAGGUCGGAAGUCAUACCAUACCAGGAAUCUUAGCCGCACGAAAAGGGUCGCGCACAUACGGUUGAUGAGCAACGAUGGCCGGAGACUCAAGCGAACCAGAACCAAAAAGCCAGUCACAACAGUCUACGACUGCUGGUGCUGUCGAGUCGGGACCAGCAAACACCACAACACCCAUUAAGCUUGCCAACGGCGUGGUGUUGGGAAAGGAUGGCAAACCAUGCCGAACAUGCACUUCCAUGAAAGACUGGGCGGCGCAGAGCAAGUCUCUACUCAAAACGCCCGCAGCACAGGCCCGGCCGCCGCGCGACUGCCCGGCCGACGUAGAGACGCUGGGCCGCGGAACCUGGACGCUGCUGCACACUAUCGCAGCGCAGUACCCUGAGAGGCCGACGCAGACGGAACAGUCGGACCUGGCAGGCUUCAUGCGCCUCUUCUCCAAGCUGUACCCUUGCUGGGUGUGCGCCGACGACUUUAGGGAAUACAUCAAGCGGGACCCGGUGCGCGUUCGCACACGCGACGAGUUUGGCAACUGGCUGUGCAACGCGCACAACGACGUCAACAAGAAGCUGGGGAAGCCUGUAUUUGACUGUAAUUUGUGGGACCAGAGGUGGCGCACAGGGUGGAAGGAUGGGAGGUGCGAUUAGAAUUUUGGUUUUUGGCCGCACUGGUUUGGUCCUGCUGUACAAUAUUGUACUCAUACAAGCAUGCAUCGUCAUUAGCGGUUGGCGUGUACUAUAAGAAAGGGCGAGCAUAUGGGCUUAGACUGGCUGGCUACAUAAGAUCCAUGUUUGUACCUAUAUAAUGAACUGCCAAUACAGCUCUCAGAUGAUUCGCUUGCCCUGCCCCAG